Messenger RNA from Moneuplotes crassus, 1585 nucleotides. Lineage: Eukaryota; Ciliophora; Spirotrichea; Euplotida; Euplotidae. The record is from the annotation of a GenBank genome assembly.
AUUUGAACAAAAUGGAUAACUUUGAGCUGAAAGAUCAAUUUGACUCCUUGGACAUUCAUAAAGAAGAAACUGAAAUGGAAAGGAAUAUUGACCAAAACUCUAUUGAGCCUGAAGACUCAGACCAAAAUGAUGCACCUCAAGAAGAAAAUAAGGGCGAGGAGGAGGACCCUGAACUGUUGGAUAAAGAGUCUGUUUCCAUCUUCUUCAACCAGAUUGGCAUAAGUGAUUAUACAAAGACUAUCCUGAUCGAGAAUGGGUUUGAUAACUUUGAGUCUCUAUCCUAUCUUUCAAAGGAUGUUCUGAGCCAGCUUAAGAUUAAGAAUAAUACCGAUAUUGAUAGCUUACUUAACUCCCUCUCGAGUAUUGCAGAGUGAUACAGAAAUUCAGCUUCAAUGAAGGAGGCAUUAGGAGCUUAUGAAAAAUGAAUUCCAGGAACAGUGAUUACCCCUAAGUUAUUGAUGAAGUGCGCUACCAAUAUUAAGCAGAAGAGAAAGGAUCACAAAGGUAGGCUGAUUGCUGAGCAUUUCUUACCUGGCAUUACUCAUCUCUCCCUGGAGAGUAGAAACAUUACUAAGAUUGAGAGUCUUGAUAUGUGCACGAAUCUAAAAUAACCUAUAUUUGUAUGAGAACAAGAUUUCCAAGAUUCAAGGACUUGAGAACUGCGUUAACUUGACAAUUCUUUCUCUUGAAAGGAACCUCAUCAGCAAGAUUGAGGGUCUGGAAAAUCUGAAGAAACUACAGAAGCUUUAUCUUGAGAACAAUUGUAUUAAUAGACUUGAAGGCCUUCAUUCUAACUCAAAUUUGGAAGAAAUAAACCUAAACAACCAAAAUUUGUCCCCUGGACAAGAAUUUACAUUUGAUGACUUAUCAUUAUGAGCUGUGUGCUCGAGCUUGGUGAGGCUAGACCUCAAAUCUUGCCAGAUUGUCGACCCAAAACCACUAUUCUAUCUCGAAAGGUUAGAUGUACUUAACCUGAAGGAUAACCAGAUUUCAGAGUUAGAGGCUGUGUCUCCCUUUCUCUCAACGAUCAGGUACUUGAGAGUACUCGAUAUGAGAGGGAACCCACUAGCCAAAAUUCGAAAAUAUCGAGAUCAAAUCAUUAUGAUUGGGCUUAGCAUUCAAACUCUUGACGAUAAGAAAGUGACUGAGCAUGAGAGGCAAUAUCUCCUCACUCUGGAGAUGAAGAAAAAGGGUAUCAAAGUCCCUACUAAAGAACCCCAAUUCGAAAUGGCAGGCCAAGGAGGAUACGGUGGUAGAGGAGGCAGAUGGUUUAGAGGACGAGGAGGCUUUGGCCAGCCAACUGGAGGCAGAAAAACUGUCCAAAAGUUACCAAAAGGGAAAAAGAUGACAAAUUUAGGCGAUAGACCACCUAUCAAAGCAGGCCUUUCUAUUGUGGGGAAUGAGAUGGAGAUCAUGCAUCCUCUCGACGAGAAGGAAAAUCAGUUAGAACAACCAGGAAGCAAGGAAUCUACUCAUUUCCAACCCCCUGAUCAGUACCCAACAUAUGAGGAGUUAAUGAAGAUGGCUAGUCUUCCUUCAAGAGUAGAGAUAAGUAAAAAGUAAUUCAAUAUUUUUUUGUUUCAAA